Chaetomium strumarium is the source of this 1137-nucleotide messenger RNA. RefSeq lists its product as uncharacterized. Lineage: Eukaryota; Fungi; Ascomycota; Sordariomycetes; Sordariales; Chaetomiaceae. The transcript is spliced from 2 exons. Gene Ontology annotation, cellular component: lipid droplet; prospore membrane; ascospore wall. Bases 146 to 1048 code for a protein of 300 amino acids. The record is from RefSeq and is a predicted model, not a curated record.
UUACCAGCCAGAGUUCCCCGCAUUACCGAAACGCCGGAACGCUAGCGCGCCGGGGGUACGUAAUUGGCACUGUCCGAAUUCCAUUCACCUUCUGCAACCGUGAGACUUCCCAUCACAUCGUCAGUCCAGAACGGCGGCGCCCGCCAUGCCAUCCACGCAAGCCGCGCCCGGCGACGGAUCUUCCCGCGUCUCGCGCCUUCUCCGCCCACUCCACCGCUUCGUCUAUUACGCUACCGUCGCGCUGAUAUCGGCCUCCUACCCUAUCCGAGGCAUCUGGUACUUCCUGCGCCAUCCCGAGUUCUACCCGCUUUUCGUAUCGCGCCUCCUCCCUCUCUCCCUCAUCUCAUUCUUGGUCUACUUCUUGCUCUUCACCUUCGCCUUCUUGCCGCAGUUCCUCUUCCUCCUCAUAUUCCAUGGCCGCGCCGGCGCCUUGAUCAACACGACAGUCCUCGUGCUGGGCGAGGGCCUCGUGAUCAUCCAAGGAUUGUUCGAGGGCUUCUUCGUCGACGAGUGCCGUGUGGACAUCUUCGAUGCUACCCUGAUCCAGCACGACCUCACCGACCUCAUCGCGCCGCAUCGCGUCCUCUUCUUGGAAGCUCCGAACGCUGUUCGAAUGCUGGGCAAGCCGACAAGUCGCGCAGAAUACCAACCAUGGAGCCUGAUACAGAUCAUUGAGCUGAUCGUUUUCCUGCCGCUCAACCUGGUUCCCUUUGUCGGCACGCCUGCUUUCAUCAUGAUCACCGGUUUGCGCCUCGGCAAACUCUCGCAUCACAGAUGGUUUAAGCUGCGAGGAUUGAACAAGAAGGAAGUUAAGAGGGAGCUCGAGGCGAGGCGGUGGGAAUAUCUCUGGUUCGGGACGGCUGCUAUGAUCCUGGAGCUCAUCCCGAUUCUAAGCUUCUUCUUCCUGCUGACCACCACUGCCGGUGCGGCCAUGUGGGUUGCAAAGAUGGAGGAGCGAGCGAGGAUACGAGUUGGGCGGCCCGUGCCACACGAAGACGUCGUACACCACGAGGGCGAGGGGCCCGAUUAUCAUGAUGACGAUGUUUGAGCCUAUCAUGCGAAGAGUUUUCAGUGGUUCUUACCUCUCCGCGCUACCUGUGCGUUUGUGCACUGGUAGCCUUGACCUGCAGAGCAAAG